AAUUGCGCUCUUUUACUUUUCGAUAACAAAUGCUUGCGAUACUGGAAUGAUCGCAGUGCCACAAAAAUUAUCGCAACAAACAGCUGUUAUUUGUUAUCGAUGAAGCUGUCGAAAUUAAAUGAUAUUGAACGGGAAUACGGCUACGUGCAAAAGGGAAAAUAUCGUGAAUAUCGAUAUUAUAUCAACAAUUGACAUACACACAAAAAAAAAACAACAUAUUCAGUCUUAAAGUAAACAUACAAAAAUUUGCAGCAUAAAAAGCAAGCAACGAACGCAUCGAAGUAAACAUUGCUGCCGUAAUCUGGAUACAACGAACCGCAGCAGCAACAGCAGCAGCAGGCGCAGCAGCAGCAUUCCGCCCAACAAGAAAUGUGAACUGUUCUCGCUGUUGGGCAGUUCGAAGGUUUAUGCAAUGUUCUAGUUCUCUGGCAGCAGCAGCAGUAGCAGCAAAGCAAGGAGAGAGCGAGAGCGGAGCAACGGAGCGCCGUUUACGUUGUUGAUAUAUAGUAUAAUAAGUGUGUGUACACAAAUAGCGUGUCGAUCAGCAGCAGCAGCGGCGGCAGCAGCAGCAGCGGGCAGCAUCCAAAUGACUGUUACUGUGACCAGCACAACACAUGCAAUGGAGGCACAAGUUAAAGCAACAGCGGGCGGAGGCGGUGGUGAGCAGCAGCACGACGUCGACUUGGCUGCCGAUGAUGAAAUUACAGUUUUGUUAACAAAUAAAAAUUUUCACUUCGACGCCCCAUCCGAAGCGGACGAAGCGUUCGUGGAGCUCAAUGGCGGUGGAGGCGGCGGCGGAGGCGGUGGAAAGAGCGCCGACAUGGAUCUGGAGGCUGCUAUUGGUGGAGCACAUUAUCAUGAGCCGGCGGAGCAUCCGCAGGUCACCUGGCUGGAUGACGAUGAAAUCGAUACAUUGGAUCGCGUUACGUUGGACAUUGGCAACAUGUUCUUCAAUCGCGUCGACAGCCAGGACAUUAUCUAUCAACAGAAGAAGAAAAACAUCAAGAUGGUCGACAAAUAUGUGAUGGGCGAUGUGCUCGGCGAAGGUUCCUACGGCAAGGUGAAGGAGGCCAUGAACUCGGAGAAUCUUUGCCGGCUGGCCGUGAAAAUUCUGACCAAACGCAAGCUGCGUCGCAUUCCAAAUGGCGAACAGAAUGUGACGCGUGAGAUUCACCUGCUGAAGCAGCUGAAGCACAAGAAUGUGGUGCAGCUGGUCGAUGUGCUCUACAACGAUGAGAAGCAAAAGAUGUACUUGGUCAUGGAGUAUUGCAUUGGAGGCUUGCAGGAGAUGCUCGAUCAUGCGCCCGACAAGAAGAUGCCAUUGUAUCAGGCGCACACCUAUUUCCAGCAGCUCGUCAACGGGCUGGAGCAUUUGCACAGUUGUCGCAUCAUUCACAAGGACAUCAAGCCGGGCAAUCUACUGCUGACUCUGGAUCAGACGCUCAAGAUAUCCGAUUUCGGUGUGGCCGAGCAGCUGGAUCUGUUUGCGCCAGAUGACACCUGCACCACGGGCCAAGGAUCGCCGGCGUUUCAGCCACCCGAAAUUGCCAAUGGCCACGAAACGUUUGCCGGCUUCAAGGUGGACAUCUGGAGCAGCGGCGUCACACUAUAUAAUCUGGCGACGGGUUUGUAUCCUUUCGAAGGUGACAACAUCUAUCGACUGCUCGAGAACAUCGGACGCAGUCAAUGGGUGGCACCCGACUGGCUUUAUGAACUGGAUGCCGCUUUUGCCAAUCUAAUACUGGGCAUGCUCCAAGCAGAUCCCAGUGCGAGGCUCUCACUACAGCAGAUACGCCAAGAUGCUUGGUUCCUGUCCGCUCCAGCGGUGACUGGCCCACCGAUACCCAUUCCUCCACUCAAGGGCGACAAAUACGGACGUUCCUCAGUACUGCCUUACCUGGAAGCCUAUCACUACGGUAACGAACAGGAUCAGGAAGAUGUCUACUUCACCGAACACGAUGUCAAUCAGGAGUUGGCGCGACGUGCAGCAUCGGCGGCUGCAGAGAUUCGCAAAUCGGCUGCUGCCAAUGCCGCGUGCCAUUUGUAUGAGCCAUCGACAAGCGCUGAGGCUGCUGCGGAAUCUGGCUUGGCCAAUGGCUCGCUGGAGGAGACGAGGGUGAAGAAAAAGGGUUCGGCGAUUAAGAGACGCGCCAAGAAAAUUGUAUCCUGCAUCAAAUUGAGCCAUUGCCGGACAUCGUAGGCGACAUCUCCAGCACCCCCG
Molecule: messenger RNA, 2221 nt
Organism: Drosophila albomicans
Lineage: Eukaryota; Metazoa; Arthropoda; Insecta; Diptera; Drosophilidae
Gene: Lkb1
Product: serine/threonine-protein kinase STK11
Exons: 4
Coding region: 587-2200 (537 amino acids)
Biological process (GO): intracellular signal transduction; establishment of cell polarity; regulation of cell growth
Cellular component (GO): cytoplasm
Molecular function (GO): ATP binding; protein kinase activator activity; protein serine/threonine kinase activity
Source: RefSeq, a predicted model, not a curated record